This is a messenger RNA of Phycomyces blakesleeanus NRRL 1555(-), 1011 nucleotides long. RefSeq lists its product as hypothetical. Gene Ontology annotation, molecular function: aspartic-type endopeptidase activity. The coding region runs from base 1 to 1011 and encodes 336 amino acids. The transcript is spliced from 3 exons. The record is from RefSeq and is a predicted model, not a curated record. Gene Ontology annotation, biological process: proteolysis. NCBI's taxonomy places the organism in Eukaryota, Fungi, Mucoromycota, Mucoromycetes, Mucorales, Phycomycetaceae.
AUGAAGAAGCCCUUGACAAGUUUGUCUGUGGACUUCACCCCACCAUAUGAGGAAAUGUUCUUGCCGCCCAACCUGUUGACAUUGACGAUGCCUGCAACAUCGCUUUGGCAUAUGCCAGUGGCCUCCACUUGGGGCAACAGAACAACUACGCACCUGUCCCCCAACUGUACCAACAGCCGUACCAACAGCCGUACCAACAGCAGUACAGUUGUCCCGAGCCCAUGGACCUGGAUGCGAUUCAAGGUUGCCAUAAUAACUACCAAUCUCGCCCCCCUCAGAAACGUAAUAUGGCUACUUGCCAUUAGUGCGGCGAAGUUGGUCACUUCAAGAGGAACUGCUAAUAAUAUUAGCGAAACUAGCGAACCAGAAAUUAAUAAAGACGUGUCUGAACAGUAUACAAAUGUUACCAAUGAAGAGCCUGAGACUAUGUCUGAAGAAAAUUGUGACCCUUGUCUCACUGCUGACCAACAUUUCUUAGAAGAUCUCCAUGCUGCCGUGGACACAGACUUGCCCUUAUAUGCCGCUAUACUUGAUGGACAACAAAUCCUGGUGUUAAUUGAUAGUGGUGCUAGUGCAAACUAUGUAUCACUCCAGAUCUCCCAUUUGGCCACACACAUUUUGGAUAUACCCGGACGAUCAGUCGAAACUGCAGGAGGACACAGCAUUAAGAUCCAUUGGAAGGCAACAUUAAACCUCUCUUUAAAUGGAUACACUGACACCAUCAAUGCUUUUGUAUUUCCCACUAAAUUCGACUUGAUUCUUGGUUGCACUUGGUUGCAAAUGGCUAAACCCGUCCCAGAUUGGCAUGUUGAUAGCUGGUCUUUACACUGUGAUGAACAAGAAUUUAUUUUGCGUCCUCAUGGGCCCCAUCCUACUAAACCUCACCGAAACUAUCUGAUAUCUGCAAAACAAAUUGAGAAACUCUCUAGGAGAGAGGAGGCCAAAUGCUUUUUUAAAAGAAUUCGAGGACGUUUUCCAAGACGGUUUACCUGGAUUACUGCCAAACCGUGA